AUGGAGGAUACACAGAACCCCAUUGACCUAAUGGCCGUGAUCAAUGCGGCGGUAGCUGCAUCCCUCGAGAAGGCCAUAGCAAAGGUGCUUCCAACGGCCUCUGAUGCCCUCAAGCCAGUUGGCAAAACUUAUCGCACCAGGGAGGACACAGAAGAAUCAGAUGAUUCCUCCAGGGAGAGACAACGCCCGGCGAAACGCCAUUGGAAGGGCGAAGAGUCUCGGAAGGCCGCUAGCAAGAUCAAGGUGCCCCUCAAACGUUCCCUAAAGAAGUCUCCUUGGACGAGGACAGAGAUAUGCCCCACUCCUUCUCCAUCUUGGACGAGUGGCAGCCUACGUCAAGGAGACCUUUCUGGGUGAGACCCAGAGCAAAGGAGAUGCAGAGUCUUCCACUACGGCCACUACUCAAGAACAGGAGGUCAUUUUGGAUGCCAUGGGGCAAUGGAUGUUUGACCCCAGAAACAUACGCCAUCCCUGCUCCGGGGAAUGGGCUCCACCUGAACACCUCCUUAAGUUUAUGCACUUCUGGAUCUGCAAGCCUUUGGAGAAACAUGUCUGCAAAAGGAUGUGGGUGGAGACCAUUCCUGCCAGAUAAGGUGGCGUAUAUGCCUGAGUUUGACCAACUCAUGCUGGUCUUCAUGGAACGAGGUGGUUGCGACCCACUCAGAGGGGUCGAACGUAGCCUCAGAGGGGCGCACGACAAUCUCCUGGACGCAAUGGGGCCACUGGCCCGGGUGAUGUACCUUGUGGAUGAUGCUUACGCCAGAGCAGACUCCUUCAACAUGUUUAUAGUGCGUGAAUGAGCACAUGACAUUAGGGAGUGGACCCAAUGGGGUUUCUGCUUCCUGGAAAAUACUAAUGCAGCCCUCUCAACAGAGUGGCACCGUGCAACACUCUUCCGCAUCAACCCCAAAUUGUCUGACAUUGAAGAAUUAGGCCCACAGGCACAGGGCAAACAUUUUGGAGAGGCGUUCAUGAAGGGGCUGAACAAGCACGUGAACGUGUUCACUUCUAUGAACCUGGCCCACACCUACAUGCGUAAAGUGUUCAGAGGCAACCCUUCCAGGGGUGUUUUCCCCAGGGCUGGUCGGCAACAGGGCCGUGCCACCAGCCACUUUUGGCCAUCAGAGUACGGUGUAUCACCAAAUUAAUAUAUAUAUUACACAAGGUUCGUCUACAUUAAAAGGUAUUUAUUAAAAGGCAACAACACAAUACUAUAAAUGUAUCACAAACACACAGCCCAGACCCACAGAGCAACAACCCUUUUUAAAUCUAUCUAUCUAUAUAGUAAUCCCCUUCCCCACACGUUUGAUCUCACCCACGGUUAGGCCUUCACAUCUAGUAAUGGCUCACUGCUGCAAGUUCAAACUCACAUCCACCAAGGAAGAAAAGGAAGCAACAGAGUGUAACAUGGUUCACCAUGCUAGCACGUGGCGUCUGCACAUCUGCUCUGCAGCACAGCCAAGAAGGAACAGAGCGGAAUGGAGAAAGGGGGAAGUAGUUAUCUCUUUCCUGACUUGUAAAGGUAUUGAAUUACCCAAUUACCAUUUCAAAAGGGUAAAGCUUAUCCCACUGUAAGAAAGUCAAACAUGAGCUUGGUCACAUGACCCCUGGUCACCAUAUUAGUUUGAUGACAGAAUGUCACCACACAGAGCCCCGCAUGGGACACCCUCAGCACUUCUACACGCAGCAGUCCUAUCCGGAGACAGCACUACCCCAGCUACCAGAGGGGAUCGGACAGAGGCCGGGGAGGAUGUGGACGUGCCCGUGCAAGGUUUCCCACAGGUGAGAAACACAAACACACCUAUGCCUUUAUUAACCAUGACUGCCGGCCGUGUUUCCCUUUUUUCCCAAUUGCCCAAUUGGGCAAAACUAUCCACAAACACUUGGGUGGGCUAUCGCAUCGAACUACAGACAUGCCCCAUACCAAGGCAACCCCCUUGCCCCCUAUGCUUCUCUGACAUGGACGCCCAGCUCAUAGAGUUGGAGCUCCGCGAACUACACACGAAAGGUGCGAUAAAACACGCGCACACACAAGGGGGCUUCUUCAGCAACAUGUUCUUCAUCAGCAAAAAAAACGGGGACUUCAGACCGGUGAUCAACUUAAGGGAACUGAACUACCAGGUUACAUACCGGCACUUCAAAAUGGAAGGCAUUCACUUUUUGACACCUUUACUAUCGGACUGGAAGGGGUCACAUUCAGAAUUUCAAGACGAACCAUAUCCGAUUCUUCAUCAGUAUUCUACCCGUUCUUCACCUCAGACCCUCAACUAUGUGUGGUCAGAACUUUGCGAGCGUAUAUGCCGGCAACGGAGACACUACGCUGGUCAACUUCCCGACAAUUACUGA
This is a messenger RNA of Pelobates cultripes (western spadefoot toad), 2346 nucleotides long. NCBI's taxonomy places the organism in Eukaryota, Metazoa, Chordata, Amphibia, Anura, Pelobatidae. The record is from the annotation of a GenBank genome assembly.